Molecule: messenger RNA, 2359 nt
Organism: Scylla paramamosain (green mud crab)
Lineage: Eukaryota; Metazoa; Arthropoda; Malacostraca; Decapoda; Portunidae
Exons: 3
Coding region: 76-1578 (500 amino acids)
Cellular component (GO): extracellular matrix
Source: RefSeq, a predicted model, not a curated record
CAAAGAGAGAGAGUAGUUAUAAAAGUGAGUGAAGCUUUAUGUGUUUGCAGUGUGUGUUUGUCUGUCGAGGCAGCCAUGGGCACACGGGGCUUGACGUAUCUUCUACCCCUCUUCGUCCUUGUUCUCGCGGGGCUUUCCACUGCAUUCCCUGAACAUGCCCACGAUCCUGCAGGCCAUGCCCAUGCAGGCUACAACUACGAUCCCCCCGCUGUGACCUACUAUCCCCCACACACCACCACGGAGAAGCCAAAGUACCAUGGAUAUAAUUACGACCCCCCCGCUGUGACCUACCACCCCCCUCACCCAACCACCACGAAGAAACCAGACCAUGGUUAUAACUACGACCCCCCUGUUGUGACCUACCACCCCCCACACCCAACCACCACGGAGAAACCAGACCAUGGUUAUAACUACGACCCCCCCGCUGUGACCUACCACCCCCCACACCCAACCACCACAGAGAAACCAGACCAUGGUUAUAACUACGACCCCCCUGUUGUGACCUACCACCCCCCUGUUGUGACCUACCACCCCCCACACCCAACCACCACGGAGAAACCAGACCAUGGUUAUAACUACGACCCCCCUGUUGUGACCUAUCACCCCCCUGUUGUGACCUACCACCCCCCUUACACGACCACCACGGAGAAACCAGACCAUGGUUAUAACUACGACCCCCCUGUUGUGACCUACCACCCCCCACACCCAACCACCACGGAGAAACCAGACCAUGGUUAUAACUACGACCCCCCUGCAGUCACCUACCACCCCCCACACCCAACCACCACGGAGAAACCAGACCAUGGUUAUAACUACGAACCCCCCGCUGUGACCUACCACCCCCCACACCCUACCACCACGGAGAAACCAGACCAUGGUUAUAACUACGACCCCCCUGUUGUGACCUACCACCCCCCUGUUGUGACCUACCACCCCCCACACCCAACCACCACGGAGAAACCAGACCAUGGUUAUAACUACGACCCCCCUGUUGUGACCUACCACCCCCCACACCCUACCACCACGGAGAAACCAGACCAUGGUUAUAACUACGACCCCCCUGUUGUGACCUACCACCCCCCUGUUGUGACCUACCACCCCCCACAUACGACCAUGGAGGCUGAAGAAGACUCCUCAGAGGACACCUACGACUUUGAAUCAGAGCCUGGCGUGAUUGGGGAGUUCAAGAGCAAAUAUAACGUGAAGGACGAAACCGCUGGCUUGGAUUUCGGACACGACCAGUCGGCGGAGGGCAGGGAGAUCAACGGAGAAUAUUACGUUCUCCUUCCCGACGGCACCAAGCAAACUGUGACCUACCACGUGGACAAAGACAGUGGAUACGUGGCCCAUGUGUCCUACGAUCAAGAUGUCAACUACAAGCCCCCUACGCCUCCUGAGAACCUGUACGAACCGCCAGUUAUCAAUGAGGAACCCCACUCUGUUUACAUCUACGAACCGCCUGUCAUCACCGACCCGCCGCCGCCUCCUCAUCUUUACGAAGCUCCAGAGCCUCCUACAAUCUAUGAAACCCCUGAACUUGAAUACGAGGGGCCUGUUAUUGACUUGCGCAGUGGAUAGAUAGGGUAAGACUAGACAGCAAAGGCGGAUAGGCUGUCGGCACUGUAUGGAGGCAUCUGGCAAUCCCACCGGCUGAGUGACAGACUGCAGUUGACUCGCUAACCCCAGCUUUUGUUCUGGUGAGAAUAAAACGCUGGGUAAUUGUUUGUCACUGAUAUCUUAAGGGACCAUAUUCUGUUCGAAACGCUUCUGCACUGCACCUCCACUACUUUCAGAAGGCUCUAGAUGAAGUGACACGUGUUUUGAAGAGUGUUUUUACAGUUUUAGUGAGAGAUUAACAAGGUUUCUUCACUAUUAGCAGAAGGAACACUCUUGAGAACCCGGCUAAUCAUAUCUGGCCUUUGAAAAUAGUCGUGGUGAGAGAGCGAAGCGUUUCUGAAUACGGGUCAUGCGUGUCUGUUUGGGCUUUCAGAAAGGGAAGGAUAUAACAAAAGUGGUAAGUGUAGCAGCUAUGGUAAAUGGUGCAGCUACUUAGGGUCCAAUCAGGCUAUGUCCCACAGUUGCCAACACUACCUAGAGCUCUUUGCGUGUUUCUGUUUUCCCUCUUCGUAACUUCCCUUUUCUUCGCAUGUCCUCCAUUCGUGUCAGAGUCCGUCACUAAAACACUAAACCUCAACCUUAAUUAUAAACUUGGAUUUUUUUUUUUUUUUUUUACAGCAUUUUACUCCUUCCCUGCUUUCCACCCCCCUCCUUCCCUCAUCAGGCAGUCCCACCACUCUUACCAGUAUACGUUACUAAAACACUAAACACUAGAUUUAAAAAUACAGCAAAUUGAAAACUC